Ostreobium quekettii is the source of this 456-nucleotide messenger RNA. The record is from the annotation of a GenBank genome assembly. Lineage: Eukaryota; Viridiplantae; Chlorophyta; Ulvophyceae; Bryopsidales; Ostreobiaceae.
AUGCCCAAGCCUAAGGUCAGGGAGGAGAAGGAGAAUGUGACCCUGUCGCUGGGGCCCAAGGUGGCCGAGGGCGAGAUCGUGUUCGGCGUGGCCCACAUCUUCGCCAGCUACAACGACACCUUCGUGCACGUGACCGACCUGUCGGGAAAGGAGACCAUCUGCCGGGUGACGGGCGGCAUGAAGGUCAAGGCCGACAGGGACGAAUCGUCCCCCUACGCCGCCAUGCUGGCGGCGCAGGACGUGGCGGCUAGAUGCAAGGAGCUGAACAUCAAUGCUCUCCACAUCAAGUUGCGAGCAACAGGUGGCAACAAGACCAAGAACCCUGGUCCUGGUGCUCAGUCAGCAUUGAGGGCGCUGGCACGUUCGGGGAUGAAGAUUGGGCGGAUAGAGGAUGUGACGCCCAUCCCAACCGACAGCACCCGCCGAAAGGGUGGCCGCCGCGGACGCAGAUUGUAA